Messenger RNA from Populus euphratica (Euphrates poplar), 743 nucleotides. RefSeq names its product phosphatidyl-N-methylethanolamine N-methyltransferase-like. Bases 58 to 552 code for a protein of 164 amino acids. Gene Ontology annotation, biological process: phosphatidylcholine biosynthetic process. The transcript has 2 exons. The record is from RefSeq and is a predicted model, not a curated record. Gene Ontology annotation, molecular function: S-adenosylmethionine-dependent methyltransferase activity. Lineage: Eukaryota; Viridiplantae; Streptophyta; Magnoliopsida; Malpighiales; Salicaceae.
CUCCGCAAAAUCAGUGACAUAUCAGGAAAAACACUAGGAAAACAAGCAGGAGAGAAAAUGGGAAUCUUUGCAGCAGUAGGUGUGUUGCUCCCAUUCCCAUAUUACUACUGGUUAUGGACAAACCCACAGGCAUGGGUGAACCUAUGUGGGAAAUACAAGGACCCAUCAAAGGUGAUGGCCUAUGUUUCACAUUUCCUCAAGUUGUUGCAGUUCAUUUCUCUUUUUUCAGUUUCCACUCCCUCUUGGCCGCCGCCUCUCUACUUCUGGCCCCUCUUUGGCUUUGGUCAGUUCCUCAACUUCAGGGUAUACCAAUUGCUUGGUGAAGCUGGUACUUACUAUGGUGUACGCUUUGGGAAGAAUGUCCCCUGGGUUACAGAGUUCCCAUUCGGGGUUAUAAGAGAUCCACAGUAUGUUGGAAGCGUUCUGAGUCUUUUUGCAUGUCUAUCUUGGGUCCCUUUCCAAUACAUUCUCUUGUGGACUCUGGGCUAUGUGUUCAUGAUCCACCUGGAAUCAAAGGAGGAUCCAGCUACUCGAGCAAAACCAAUCUCUUGAUCACAAGUCUGACAACUCUACCAUGCAAUAAGAGAUUGGAUGGUUGGAAGAUGUUCUCUUUCUCAGCUCUUUAGUUUUAGUUGAAUAACAUCUUCAUUGUGAACCUCUUGGCCCUGUGUUUAUUUCAAAUCUUGAUGAUUAUUUGUUUUUUCUCAUUCUGAUUACUUUGGAGGUGCUUCCUUGUUUUCCAA